AUGCUCUUUUCAACACUAUCAGCCCUCGUCCUCGCGGCGACGGCAUCCGCUCACAUUGUCAUCUCCUACCCAGGCUGGCGCGGCAACAACCUCAUCACCAACGAGACCUUUCCCUACGGCAUGCAAUGGAACUACCCAUGCGGCGGGAUGCGCACAACCCAAAACCGCACCUACUGGCCCACGACAGGCGGCGCCGUCGCCUUCCAGCCAGGCUGGUUCCAGGGCCACGCCCUGGCCAACAUGUACGUCAACAUGGGCUUCGGCAGCGACGCCCCCGACGGCGGUCCCCUCAACAUGUCCUUCCCCAUGGUCCCCGUCUUCCAGAUCCUCGGCCCCAGCAAGAACCCCUACCCAGGCACCGUCUGUCUUCCUCAAGUGCCGCUCCCUGUCAACAUCACCGUCAAGGCGGGCGACCACGCCACCAUCCAGAUUGUCGAGCUUGCUGUGCACGGCGCCGCUCUCUUCUCUUGCGUCGACAUUAUAUUCGCCGAGCCAGGUGACCCCAAGAUUGCCAAGAUCAACGAGACAAACUGCUUCAACUCCACCGACAUUGGCUUCGGUGACGUCUACACCAUCACGACCCAGGAAUCGGGCGCGGGAUACGUGCAAGGCACGUCUGCCGGCGCAAGGACGACGGCCUGGUCUGUCGCUGGUUUACUUCCGCUUAUGCUCGGCGGGCUCUGGAUCGUGCUGUAG
Molecule: messenger RNA, 696 nt
Organism: Colletotrichum orchidophilum
Lineage: Eukaryota; Fungi; Ascomycota; Sordariomycetes; Glomerellales; Glomerellaceae
Exons: 3
Coding region: 1-696 (231 amino acids)
Source: RefSeq, a predicted model, not a curated record